Messenger RNA from Thrips palmi, 971 nucleotides. RefSeq names its product gastrula zinc finger protein XlCGF57.1-like. The record is from RefSeq and is a predicted model, not a curated record. Gene Ontology annotation, molecular function: RNA polymerase II cis-regulatory region sequence-specific DNA binding; DNA-binding transcription factor activity, RNA polymerase II-specific. Bases 145 to 825 code for a protein of 226 amino acids. Gene Ontology annotation, cellular component: transcription regulator complex; PcG protein complex. Lineage: Eukaryota; Metazoa; Arthropoda; Insecta; Thysanoptera; Thripidae. The transcript has a single exon. Gene Ontology annotation, biological process: regulation of transcription by RNA polymerase II.
GUUUGUCUACCAAAGUGCCCUCACUUCUCAUCUCAGAACCCAUACAGGAGAGAAGCCUUUCCAGUGCACAGUUUGUAAUUUGGCCGUCGAAGUACUCUCGCAACUCAUCUAAACAUCCAUACAGGGGAGAAGUCUUUUGAGUGCAUGGUUUGUAACAAGAAGUUUGCCCAACGCGGUUCUCUCACAACUCAUCUAGAAACCCAUACAGAAGAGAAGCCUUUCCAGUGCACAGUUUGUAAUAAGAAAUUUGGCCGUCGAAGUACUCUCGCAACUCAUCUAAACAUCCAUACAGGGGAGAAGUCUUUUGAGUGCAUGGUUUGUAACAAGAAGUUUGCCCAACGCGGUUCUCUCACAACUCAUCUUAGAACCCAUACAGAAGAGAAGCCUUUCCAGUGCACAGUUUGUAAUAAGAAAUUUGGCCGUCGAAGUACUCUCGCAACUCAUCUAAACAUCCAUACAGGGGAGAAGUCUUUCAAAUGCAUGGUUUGCAGCAAGAAUUUUUGUCAAGCAUUUAAACUUAAAAUACAUCUGAGAACCCAUACAGGGGAGAAGCCUUUCCAGUGCACAGUUUGUAAUAAGAAAUUUGGCCGUCGAAGUACUCUCGCAACUCAUCUCAGAACCCAUACCGGGGAGAAGCCUUUUGAGUGCACAGUUUGUAACAAGAAUUUUAGGGAUGGAUCUAAUCUUAAAAUACAUCUGAGAACCCAUACAGGGGAGAAGCCUUUCGAGUGCAUGGUUUGUAAUAAGAAGUUUACCAAGUGGUUCUCUCACAACUCAUCUCAGAACCCAUACAGGGGAGAAGCCUUUCGAGUGCAUGGUUUGUAAUAAGAAGUUUACCCAACUAGGUCAACUCCGAAGUCAUAUUCGAACCCAUAGAAAUGAAACGUCGUUCGAGUGCACUGUUUGUAACAAGAAGCAUACUUACGCGUCUAGUCUCAGAAUUCAUCUUAGAACCCAUACAGGGGAGAAAC